UGGGAAGAUCCACAAGUUGUGCUAUAUGCUGUUCCAGUAAAUGUAAGUGAUAGUGGCUAUGUUCCAUGGUCACAGAGUGCCAGCAACAGCCCACGUGGAUCAUUUAUGCCACAGAGAUCUUCGGCAGCUGAGGCAGACCUUUCUUCUGCCAUGAUGGUGGACUACAUUCAUCAUGAACCUUCCAGUACAUACGCAGAGGCGGCGGAUAUAUUCAGCAGUAUUCUUCGUGGUAUUAUCCCUGGUGAGAAUCAGCCCAGAUCUUUUAAAAUUGAUCCCCCCGUCGCGGAUGUUGGCACAUUCGACGGAAUGGAUGCCUGUAUCUUGCAAAACCCAGAAAAUUUUGUUACAAAUGUGCCUUACCUUAAUCAACUUUUUUUGCGCUACGCGACGGUACUUGAAGGAUUAUGUAUUGCUGCCCUGAGGUACGUUCGUGUUCCGACAGACCCUUUAAACGCCAAGCAUGCUCAGUACAUUUCAGAACAGGCAUUAGAAUUUCUUAUGGUGUUCUUUAACGAGCUUACGAUACUCUCCGCUGCGCUGCGCCGUCUGUCACGCAGAGACUCAAAAACGAGUUCUUUUGCCUAUGGCGUUAAAAGGCAGGAAAAAGAGGAACAGUUGCAGGAUGACGAACUGGAGGAUAUAAGGAUGAUAGGCAAGGUAAUUAUGUGGCAUCGUAUGGCAGAGAUGCACGGAGCGUUUCAAUUAAGGACAAUGGUGCUUCAGAUGAAGUCUCUGGCGAAUCGGCGGUUUCGUUACCUAUCCGAAUCAUUAAGGGCUCUUGCUGAGGAGCAACCGAGUUUAAAAGGGGCUGAUUCUGUGGAAGAGUUACAACGCAUUCUGUUGGAUCUAAACCCUUGA
Molecule: messenger RNA, 858 nt
Organism: Trypanosoma cruzi
Lineage: Eukaryota; Euglenozoa; Kinetoplastea; Trypanosomatida; Trypanosomatidae
Product: Na/H antiporter-like protein, putative
Exons: 1
Source: RefSeq, a predicted model, not a curated record